Molecule: messenger RNA, 3967 nt
Organism: Tachyglossus aculeatus (Australian echidna)
Lineage: Eukaryota; Metazoa; Chordata; Mammalia; Monotremata; Tachyglossidae
Gene: IMPG1
Product: interphotoreceptor matrix proteoglycan 1
Exons: 20
Coding region: 1-3066 (1021 amino acids)
Biological process (GO): visual perception
Source: RefSeq, a predicted model, not a curated record
AUGUCCGGCAUGAGGGAAGUCAGCCCCUCACGCUAUUGGUAUGUGGGUAGCAGAAGCCGCAGUGCCCCAUCCCAACAUCAUCAGGUAAAGCAGCUCAUUUUUCCAGCAAAGAUUGGCACCUUUUAUAGCCAAAGAAAUCCAAACGCUCCAACGCUUCCCAAACUCCAAACUUUCAUUUCCAUUCCAACUAAGGCCAAUGAGGGGAAAACUCUACCGCUUUGCAAAUACGUAAUUGCUGUUGAGAGCCAACCGGCUAAAAGAAGCACUUUUGGAAUAAUUAAUGGUGACCCACAAUUAAACCCUCUAAUACGCAGCCCAGUGAGGCGCCUCAACACCCAAUUUGGAGCCCAGGAAGCAAAAGCCCAGAUGUACGAUGCGUUAGCAGCAGCCCUGGGACAGGUGCCAGGACUCAGUAGUACUUGUCUCUAUCUACCAGACCAGAGCCAUCGGCAGAAGUUCCAGAAAACCCUAAUCACCAGGUGGGGUGCAAACCCUUUGAAAACCAGUCAGGCUGAAACCAAGCUCUUGGCUGCAUCCUCAAGACCGGAGAAAACAGAAAGGACUGCAAAGGUGUCUAGGGUAUCAACCAUCAGGAGGAUAUUUGAUCUGGCCAAGCAUCGAACAAAAAGAUCAUCUCUUCUUCCAAACGGGGUUAAGGUCUGUCCACAGGAGUCGAUGAAACAGGUUUUAGCCAGUCAUCAGGCUUAUUACCGAUUCAGAGUCUGCCAGGAAGCCGUAUGGGAAGCUUAUCGAAUCUUUCUGGACCGCAUUCCUGACAGCAGUGAAUACCAGAGUUGGUUGAGUGCCUGCCAGCGGGAUACCUUCUGUAUAUUUGAUAUUGGAAAAAACUUCAGCCGCUCUCUGGAGCACCUGGAAUUGAUUCAACAGCGGGUCAAACAGAGAAACUUCCCUGAGAGAAAAGAUGAAAAGGCUACAGAGAAGACAUCAGGGGAAAAUUCUGAAGAAACUGUCAUGCUUCCCACAGUUUUCACAGGUAUCAUCAGCUCUCCUGCACCUCCAUUUCCAUCUGCUCCUAAUGGCACCCUUCUCAACGAAAUCAUCGAUGAACCAAAUAAGCCUUCAAAGGAAACCGGAGUCACGAAUGUGGUGUCGGAGGCGGUAGCGGAGCAGGUGAUAGAAUUCAGUGUCAUCCUUUCGAAUGAGGAGUUCACGGAAGCACUAGAAGAUCUGAACUCUUCACAGUAUCGGGAACUCACAGAAAAACUACAAAUCCAGAUGCAAACAAUAUUUGAAAAAAUUCCAAGUUUCAAAGAAAUUCGUGUGAUGGGAUUUAGACAGAAGAAAGAAAGAGACGGUCGGAGUAGCACGGUCGUGCGCCAUGCAGUGGUCUUUGCAAGGGAGAGCUCAGAAAGAGGGAAGAUUGGAAAGGAUCCCACGCCCAUUGGCUCCAACCAAGUGGAAAGCCAAAGGAGUCCCCCUGGGGUCAAGGAGGACGACGAGGAUCCGGUCAUUAAGCUCACCGAGGCGGAUCUCCAGCAGCUGAUCUCCAUGGCGCUAGAGGAAGAAAAGGCUCAGACGCUGGAUUUGGGAACAAUUGAGUUUAUCGAAGAAACUGAGAAAGCAUCCGAGGUCUUGGAAAAGGAUAUCCCGUCCGUGAUGCCUGGUACUUCUGCUAUCCCUAAACUGGAAAUUACUCCACGGGCGGAACGCCCCGGUUCUGGAUUGUUCGAACCAAUGGGGCCCAGUUUGCCCAGUGAAUUCACCGCAAUCACCUCAGGGCUAGGAGGUGACACCUACCUCGCCGAAGCCAAUUUUGAGGUUCCCGCCAAAACAGCUGACCACGCCGUCAUGGAGGCAACCCAGGAUCCCUCCGGACCGACUCUUCCAGGUGAAACUGCAAGUUCUCUCCCUAAAGAUCAGCAGUCGGCGCCGCCUCUAGAGCCACUCUUUGGGAAGGAAACCAGAGUAGAGGAUGCUUCCCCUGAGCUGCGUCUCACAGCAGCGUCUGGCCCCAUGCCUCUCUGGGAAGACGAGAAAAACAUGGUGGAAAACACGGUAUUCUCAACAGCUAAGACCAUGCUGGACGUAGGACAAGAUAUGUCAGAAUCAUCAGGGGAUUUAUCCGUAUCGACAGAAAGUGCUUCGUCCCCAGUUGACUUGGACGAUCACGCCCUAGCAAAGAUUUUACCUUUCUUUACUGGAUCAAGUGACUUCGCUCUACCCGUGGCUUCCAGCCUGGUUCCCGUCAGGGAGAUAACCUUCUCCCCAGUACUGACCAUCCCAGGCUCUGAUGAUUCCGUUAGUCCUCCAUCGGCUUUGGAAAUCCCAAAUUACGAGCCUACUGUUGAUGGCAGCAUUGCCAUAGUAACCCCGGAUGUCUCAGGAGAGGUCAAGGUUAUCGAUACCAGCUCAGAGGAUGGGCUCGGGGAAUUCAAGUCCACGUAUUUAGCGGAGAUUACGCCUGCACCGGCUUUGAAACAUCCAACCACCGGCUCCGUGACCACGGCCAUUGAAGGCAAAGAACUCGUGGUAUUCUUCAGCCUGCGUGUCACCAAUGUACCCUUUUCCAAUGACCUCUUCAAUAGGAGUUCUGAAGAAUAUCGAACCUUGGAACAGCGAUUCAUUCAGCUGCUGCUCCCGUAUCUCCAAUCCAACCUGACCGGAUUUAAGCAACUGGAAAUCCUCAACUUCAGGAACGGCAGUGUGAUCGUGAACAGCAAACUGAGGUUGGCUCAGUCGGUGUCGUACAACAUCACCGAGGCCGUGCACUGCGUUCUGGAAGAUUUUCGCUCUGCGGCCGCACGGCACCUCAACCUGGAAAUAGAUAGCCAUUCUCUGGAUAUUGAACCGGGGGAUCAGGCAGAUCCGUGCAAAUUCCUGGCGUGUGAUGAUGAAUUCUCCCAAUGCGUGAAGAACGAAUGGACGAGCGAGGCGGGUUGCUUUUGCAAACCCGGUUACGUGAGUCGCGACGGACUCCCCUGCCAGAGUCUGUGCGAGAUGGCCCCCGGCCUGUGCGUGAAUGGUGGAAAAUGUGAAUUAAUUCCGGGGAAGGGGGCUGUCUGCAGGUUCCCAGAUGAUUCUACCAAAUCCACUGUGAUAAGUUAGUGUCAGAAAUUCAGUACUUCCAGCAUUAACAAGAAGUCAUCAAGGUUUUCAGGAAAACAACUGCGGUAUUUCAAAAACAGCAUGAGUUCCCAGCCAUGAAUCAGCUGGGCUAAGGAUAGGAGAGAUGAAGAAGGCCUUGAGGUUUUAGGAAAGUGUUUCCCACUCCACCGUGAUAAUGAACAAAGUAUACAAGUCUUCUUGCUAAGGGUUUCCUGAAAUUCAGAGAGCAGUUUGCAUUUCAUUCUCCAUCUUAACCAUUCCACUGAUGGGCUGAAGGAGCUUGGACUUGCCAGAACAAAACCUUUGUAAUUUAGCAUAAAUAUUAAGAUGAGAUUCUAAUUACAGAAUUAGAAAAUAGGUGUGUUAUUCGGUUCAUCACUAGGACAUCUGCAUUUUUACCAACACCAUAUGUACGCAUUGGGAAUUAGUUUCUCAAUCAAAAAUUAAUGUUCAAGCAAUCCUUUCUACCAUUAACAUUAGAUGUGUUAGCUAAGUUUUGGGAUGCUUACUAAAAAUAAAAGCCACUGGAACGAUCCUGACCUUUAUCAAAGACAUGCUAUUUGUCCUGUUUGUGUUCACCUUAAUGCUGUAGUAUUUUCCGAAGCAUAAUCUGAUUGCUGUACUUAAAUGUCACUAUGCAGUACAUUUCUUUUUUCCAUCAGAAAUGAGUGAAUGUUUAUUUUUUUUUUUGAAGUAGUAGCAUUAUCAAGAGCCAACAGAAUAUUUACAGCGUACUAAAGCAGGGGAACAACAGAAUAACGAAGUGUCAUGUUUCUUACUCUCAAGGAACUUAUGCUCUAAAGGGGAGGACAAAAUGAAAGAGAAAAUUACGGAGAGGCAUUCACAUAACGUAUAAUAUUUUUGGAUGGGUUUAGACCUCAGCUGAGCUCAGUCACUGCUA